AUGUAUUUCCGAAAAUCCAACUGCUCUAUCCUGAAGAAUCUUUCUGUUUUCGCAAAUAGUGAUUAUAUAUUUUGGCUGGCUAUCUAUCUAUCUAUCUAUCUAUCUAUCUAUCUAUCUAUCUAUCUUUCUUUCUAUCUAUCUAUCUCAGUCUAUUUACUGCCUUCUUUCUUUGUAUCUGUCUACGUCUUUCUCUCUAUCUUAAACUGUUCACGUCUAUCUAUCUAUCUAUCUAUCUAUCUAUCUAUCUAUCUAUCUAUCUAUCUAUCUAUCUCAGUCUAUUUCCUACCUUCUUUCUUUCUAUCUAUACACAUCUUUCUCUCUAUCUUAAACUGUUCACAUCUAUCUAUCUAUCUGUCUAUCAAACUCAACGUGUUCAAAUCUAUCUAUCUAUCUAUCUAUCUAUCUAUCUAUCUAUUUAUCCCCCACGCUUUCUGUCGAUACGUAAUAAUUAUCGGGUUCUGCGUCACAUUGCGAGUGCAGAAGAUUGUAAAUGGUGUGUAA
Messenger RNA from Acanthosepion pharaonis, 501 nucleotides. The record is from the annotation of a GenBank genome assembly. NCBI's taxonomy places the organism in Eukaryota, Metazoa, Mollusca, Cephalopoda, Sepiida, Sepiidae.